Panthera uncia (snow leopard) is the source of this 1297-nucleotide messenger RNA. It is a transcript of the gene ANKRD37, whose product is annotated as ankyrin repeat domain 37. The transcript is spliced from 5 exons. Gene Ontology annotation, molecular function: protein binding. The record is from RefSeq and is a predicted model, not a curated record. Lineage: Eukaryota; Metazoa; Chordata; Mammalia; Carnivora; Felidae. Bases 572 to 1048 code for a protein of 158 amino acids.
GCGGCGCCAGCACCAAGCACAGAGGCUUCCAAAGGCGGUGCUGCCGGAGUUCCCUCGUUUCCUGGUUACGUGCGUGCUAGCAGAAACGAAAACUGCCGCUUCUCCACAGGGACCAGGAGGCUGGGCACGCUAGUGUGAGACGUGUCAAGCCAAGCGCCCCCCAUGGCCGCUGCCGGAGCCCAACCGCCAGGCGCCCUCUGCGGCGCACGCGCCUUGGGGCUCGGCGGGGGCCAGUGAGGGCCCCGCCCCGAGGUGGGCGUGCCUGGCGUCUCCCGGCUGGCCAAUCGGCCGGCGAACCUGAGCCUUCCUCCCCAUCUAGCCUCGCGGUUGCACGUGCCAGUGUUUGUGUACGUGCGGCGGCCGCGGGGCUGGGAAAGGCCGGGCAGCUGCGGGUGAGGUUGCUGGGGCGCGGCCGGGGUUGGGGCGCGGCCGCGAGGGGCAGUCCCACUGGCCCGGGCAAUCUAAAUUCUCCCGCACUUGGGCUGGCUGUGCUCGCUUACCUGCCAGUCCGCAGCGCCUGCCCCGCCGCUCUGCUCUCCCAGGGCCUCCGGUCCUCUGCUUUAGGUGGAGAAUGCUGUUGCUUGACUGCAACCCAGAGGUGGACAGUCUGAAGCAUCUGCUGGAGGCCGGGGCCUCGGUCAACGCACCCCCGGAUCCCUGCGAGCAGUCGCCUGUCCAUUUGGCCGCAGGUGGCGGCCUUGCUUGCUUUCUUCUGUGGCAGCUGCAGACUGGCGCUGACCUCAACCAACAGGAUGUUUUUGGAGAAGCUCCACUACAUAAGGCAGCAAAAGUUGGAAGUCUGGAAUGCCUUAGCCUGCUCGUAGCCAGUGAUGCCCAAAUUGAUUUAUGUAAUAAGAAUGGGCAAACAGCUGAAGAUCUAGCUUGGUCAUGUGGAUUUCUAGAAUGUGCCAAGUUUCUUACAACAGUUAAAUGUAUGCAGUCAGUAAAAUCAAGUGAGCCAUCGGAUAGAGAUCACUGUGUCCCAGGGCUUGGACAGAAACGAAGUUUUGGAAGUGCAGAAAAUACAACCGGGAAAAGGAAGUGUUGAUUCAUGCUGGUUCUGAAAAGGUUUGAAGAAAGCCUUCGCUCCGUGCAGGUCUAUUGCUCAGCUACAAGCAAUGGCUUUUGGCUCACCAGGUGUAUCAAAACUCCUUCUAAGAAGGAGGAGAACUUUCUUCUAAGUGAAGAUAGCAUUUAAGAACACAUGUUUUUACAUGCCUAUAAUAUUUUGGUUGUGCAUGCUUUGUCUGUUAAAUUAUUAAAGAAUGUUUAAAGAAUAAACUGUUUUCUUUGUGUA